UCUCUCUCUCUCUCUGACACACACAUUCACUACAACUUACCAUCAUACCAAUGGCUUCCUUCACUUUGUUCCAUCUCUUCAUUGCCAUCAUCCUCCAUGUCUUUCUUGCCGCAACACCCAUCUUCUCAUCAUUAUCAACAUCAACAAUCCCCACCAGGUUUCUCGAUUUUGCCAAAAAGCCUGAAACUUUCGAUUGGAUGGUGAACAUCAGAAGGAAGAUUCACGAGUACCCAGAAUUGCUAUAUGAGGAAUUUAAGACCAGUGACCUCAUAAGAAUAGAGUUGGACAAAUUGGGAAUUUCAUACAAGCAUCCAGUUGCUGGAACUGGAGUUAUUGGAUACAUUGGAACUGGAAAACCUCCUUUUGUUGCUCUAAGAGCUGAUAUGGAUGCUCUUCCUAUGCAGGAAAUGGUGGAAUGGGAGCACAAGAGUAAAGUACCAGGGAAGAUGCAUGCUUGUGGUCAUGAUGCUCAUGUUACUAUGGUUCUUGGUGCUGCUAACAUUCUCAAACAGCAUGAAAAAGAGAUACAAGGAACUGUUGUACUUGUUUUCCAACCAGCAGAGGAAGGAGGUGCAGGGGCUAAAAAGGUUACAGAAGCCGGAGCUUUAAAAGAUGUAGGUGCUAUCUUUGGAUUGCAUGUUGCCCCUAAUAUUCGUGUAGGCGAAGUAGGCUCAAGGUCUGGUACAUUAAUGGCAGCAAGUGGUUUCUUUGAAGCAACAAUAAAUGGAAAGGGGGGUCAUGCAGCUAUUCCUCAACAUUCUAUAGACCCUAUAUUGGCAGCUUCUAAUGUGAUUGUUAGCUUACAACACCUUGUAUCUCGUGAAUCCGAUCCUCUGGAUUCCCAGGUUGUGACAGUUGCGAAAUUCCAAGGAGGUGAUGCAUUCAAUGUCAUUCCAGAUUCUGUCACAAUUGGUGGCACCUUCCGAGCUUUCUCAAAGGAAAGUUUCUUGCAACUGAGACAGCGCAUUGAGCAGGUUAUUGUAGCGCAGGCCGCAGUGCAGCGGUGCAACGCCACAGUGAACUUUCUAGAAGGAGAGAAACCUUUCUAUCCUGCUACCAUAAAUGAUGGGAAACUACACAAGCAUUUUCAAACUGUGGCAGGGACUUUGCUGGGUGCAAAUAAAGUUAUUGAGGUUCCACCAAUGAUGGGAGCUGAAGACUUUUCAUUCUAUCAAGAGGUUAUACCUGGCUACUUCUUUUGGCUUGGAAUGCAGAAUGCAUCAAAUGAAAGGCUUCACUCAUUACAUUCACCUUUUUUCACAGUCAAUGAAGAUGCACUUCCUUAUGGUGCUGCACUUCAUGCAUCACUAGCUGCUACUUACCUUCUAAAACAUCAGAAUGAUGUGCCAUUUGUAGAAGCCAUGUAUAAUGAUGAAUUGUAAUUACUUCUUUGAGUAAAUAGUCAAAUUAAUCUUCGAAAGACUUUUUUAAUCAAA
Arachis duranensis is the source of this 1436-nucleotide messenger RNA. Its product is annotated as IAA-amino acid hydrolase ILR1-like 4. Gene Ontology annotation, cellular component: endoplasmic reticulum. The coding region runs from base 51 to 1382 and encodes 443 amino acids. The record is from RefSeq and is a predicted model, not a curated record. NCBI's taxonomy places the organism in Eukaryota, Viridiplantae, Streptophyta, Magnoliopsida, Fabales, Fabaceae. Gene Ontology annotation, biological process: auxin metabolic process. Gene Ontology annotation, molecular function: IAA-Ala conjugate hydrolase activity. The transcript has 5 exons.